Molecule: messenger RNA, 998 nt
Organism: Alligator sinensis (Chinese alligator)
Lineage: Eukaryota; Metazoa; Chordata; Crocodylia; Alligatoridae
Product: ADP-ribosylation factor-like protein 8A
Exons: 7
Coding region: 139-657 (172 amino acids)
Biological process (GO): protein transport; anterograde axonal transport
Cellular component (GO): lysosomal membrane
Molecular function (GO): GTPase activity; GTP binding
Source: RefSeq, a predicted model, not a curated record
CCAGGGGCCUGGGCGAUCCUAGCUCUGGCGCUGUGGGGUGGUAGGGUAGCAGCGGUUUAAUCCCUGUGUGUUAUUUGCCCUGCCUCUGAAAGCUGGGGAUCUUGACGUGUACAUCCAGCAGUGGGACAACCAGCUUCCAUGCGGUUACUGCUCCUGCUCACUCUGCUGCUGCUGAGAAGUGCCCCAAAGGGGCUUUCAUUUGGGAGACCGCGUGGGAGGUCAGGGCAGUUUACAGAAGAUAUGAUCCCUACAGUAGGCUUCAAUAUGAGAAAAAUAACAAAAGGAAAUGUUACUAUAAAGGUUUGGGACAUUGGAGGACAACCAAGGUUUCGAAGCAUGUGGGAACGCUAUUGCAGAGGAGUCAAUGCAGUUGUUUACAUGGUGGAUGCAGCAGACUUAGAAAAAGUGGAAGCUUCAAAAAAUGAACUGCACAACUUAAUAGACAAGCCACAAUUGCAUGGAAUCCCAGUGUUAGUCCUUGGAAAUAAAAGAGAUCUUCCAGGUGCACUGGAUGAAAAGCAGCUAAUUGAGAAAUUAAACCUUUCAGCCAUUCAAGACCGAGAGAUCUGCUGCUAUUCUAUUUCCUGUAAAGAGAAGGAUAACAUAGACAUAACAUUACAAUGGCUUAUUCAGCACUCCAAAUCAAGACAGUGUUGAAGAAAGCUUUUCCUGAAAAUACUUUUCUUUCGAAAUCAUGCUGAUCCUCAGCUGCUAUACACUACUGAAAGGAUAAAAGCAAAACUGCAUACUACCAGGACUCACCUUGACCAGAUUCAUUAACAAAACAAAACAAAAAAAAAACUUCAGUGAAUUAGGGCCUUUAAAAAUAAAUCCAGAUUUUGUCUGUCUGUGAGAUUCCUACAUGCCUUAAUAUGGGACUGAAAAAAAUUAGUACUUUUUCUGAGCUGAAAUGUUUUGAGUUUAUGCAUGUGAAUUGUCAAAUAUUUAGUAACACUUUUUUUAAUUUGAAGCUGAAUAAACUGCUCGGUUGAAACUGA